AAACUUGGCGUGCUUUCCCGAAUUUCAGAUAUCGUUGCGCCACAGAUUUGUAGGGUUAAAAUCGCGGCUGCUAAGACAGUUUUUUUUCCUGCAACAGGAAAAGUAAAUACGACGAAAUAUUAACGAGAAGAGCUGCAAGUUUUCGCAAAGGACUCGUCGCUUUAUUUUGCAAUGUUAUGUAAACAAACAUUGCGAUUGAACUUCGGAUUGAACAUGAAAAUAUAGUUUCCCUAAAUACUUAUGUUAAACAUUUAACGAACCAUCAAAAGAUGCUUAGGGUUAUCAAGACUUAUCCGAAAAUGCUGAGAACGAUUUCAAAACCUAGGAAAAAUUUUUUAGUUACACCUAUGAUGGUUUCUCCAGAUUUUGUUCACAGAAGUUUUUCAGAUUCUAGUAAAAAGAUAAGAGGUAAGACCCCAACUGGAAAACUAGAUAAAGAAGUUGUAGCUGAAGAGGACACUGAAGAAAGUACUAUUGACCCUUACGCUCCUUUUCCUGAAAACAAAAAUCCUGCCACUGGAGAAGUAGGAGGUCCCAGAGGCCCAGAACCUACUCGAUAUGGAGACUGGGAAAGAAAAGGAAGAGUUACUGAUUUUUAGAUACCUAUUAAAAAUGUAAUUUAAAUAUUUUCAAUUUAUUUAGUUGAUCCAGAUAUGAAAAAAAAUGUAUAACUUGUAAAUAUGUAUCUUGCUAUUUAAAAUAAAUGUUUCCAUUUUAGUGCUGAAUUUUAUCUUGCAUUAAUGUACAGAUUGAAAAUAAUUUUGUUGUGUUACAAAAAUAAUGUCCUUGAUUUUUAUGUUGUGUAAAAUGCUCUUACUAAUCUGGUACUAUAUCAAAAUAAAAUUGUGCCACAUCUCUAAAAGUGAUAGCAAGGAAUUGUCAUAUAAAAGGAAAUGCAUACUAUGUCUAUUCUCCUCUCAGAACUUGGGUUUCAAAUUUCUAGGAGGGUUAGGAUGCGCUUAGAUGGUUGAAUCAUAUAGCAAAGUUGAAUUGCAAACGUUUUGCAUACAACUUAGAUGGUUUUGCAUGCAAGUUGGUUUUCUUAUUAUUCAUGGACUUUUCAUAAUCUAGCUGUCACAUUUAGUCAGUAGUUGGUUUGACAUUAUAUUAAUGUCAUCGAUUGCUAUCCCUGUUAUGUCUUGCUUACUUGAAGAAUCUGGUUGCACACCCAGCAUUUUGGGGAGACCAAUACAUAUCUGUAAUCUUUUAAGAAACACAGGCUUCCAUUUCAUAUGUGAAAGAUAUGAGGAGUGUAUCACAGCUUGUUGAUAACGGCUUAAGCACUUAUUUCCCAACAUUCAUAUUCCAGUUACUCUAAGAAGAUUAAAGAGCAAAUCAUAGUAACAAUCCAGUAGUUAAAGAGGAGUUACAUUUAAACAUACGUUUAUGGUUUGCAUGAGAAAAUCUUGGCCCAAAUGAUUUUACAACACAGACCCCGCCAAGUCUAAAAUCAAUUAUUUUUUUACAGUGGAUGGACUACAUGUAGUCUACCAUGUUACUUUUGUUGGUGUUCAUUUAAUAAUAAAUUGUAUAUUCUCUUAAGUGGUGUUCUCUCUUGUAUUUUCUGUAAAUUUAUAAAAUUUUUAUUGUAUAUUUGUAAGAUUUUUAUCAGCCACAUGAUAGCAUUUCUAUGUGAUACUGCAUCAUCUGUUUCCCUGAAUGUAGAGUAAAAACUUGUAAACUUUGUGUUGAAACACCCUUUAUACUUAAAUUAUGUUGAAUGUCUUUAACAUAUGGUUUAUGAGAGAAUUGAGGUAACUGUUCUUUCCAAGCUUGAGUAAAAUUCGGGUUUUAAAUUCUU
Messenger RNA from Parasteatoda tepidariorum (common house spider), 1801 nucleotides. Its product is annotated as succinate dehydrogenase assembly factor 4, mitochondrial. The record is from RefSeq and is a predicted model, not a curated record. Gene Ontology annotation, biological process: mitochondrial respiratory chain complex II assembly. NCBI's taxonomy places the organism in Eukaryota, Metazoa, Arthropoda, Arachnida, Araneae, Theridiidae. Gene Ontology annotation, cellular component: mitochondrion.